Messenger RNA from Alternaria metachromatica, 1344 nucleotides. RefSeq lists its product as uncharacterized. NCBI's taxonomy places the organism in Eukaryota, Fungi, Ascomycota, Dothideomycetes, Pleosporales, Pleosporaceae. The record is from RefSeq and is a predicted model, not a curated record. The transcript has 4 exons. Bases 1 to 1344 code for a protein of 447 amino acids.
AUGACGCCCAAAACCUUGGAGCUCUCGGAUAUCUUCGAGAGUGCAUGGGAGACCAUCAGCGCGGCGCUCCCGCCACUCCUGUUGGCAAAGAAGAAGGUAGAGGGCGUGACAACAAGCAGUAUGCGCUACAUGUUUGAGGGUCCUCUGGGGGUGUGGGAUAUCGAAGGCGAGCUAAAGGACUUCUUAGCUGCUAUUAAGCCAAGGUUUGACGACUGUUCAGCCAAGACGAACGUGAAGACUUCAGUGAUUCUCGAGCUCUACCCAGACUUUGCGACAGCCGAGGGAGGGACAAUGGCUGCAGAGAUCGACGUUGAUGGGCGCAUCAAACAAAAUGUUGCAACGCCAGUGCGAGCGGUUAUACAUGCGCUUGCAAGAUGUGCAAACAAAGCUGAUGAAAUACUCUUACCCACUCGCGUUGAAUACUCCAGCUCUAAAUUUGAGAAUGUCAAAACGCGCCCCAAAGGCUCUGAGCCAGACCUCGUCUUCAAGGUCGGCCCCAAAGGCCGAGACCCGGUGCGCGUAUUAGGAGAGUUCAAAAUGUGUACGACUGUUGAUCUUGCCGAGUUGAUCUUGGAUCCCAACUCCAAAAAGGCGAAAUCAUUUCGCAACCUUCUUGGUAGGGAUAUGCGAGAAGCCAAGCUCAAGUAUGGAUUUAUUUCCACUUACAAAGAGACCAUUCUUCUCAGGAUCGAACCGAACCAGUCUAAUCCAGAAGAGUAUGCUCUGUAUUACUCACGCAUCUUCCACGAUGACAUCGCGACUCAUCUGGACAAGAACACCAAUGUACAGGAGUUUGGUACACGUUUCGCAAUUUUCUUCCUGCUACACAAAGUCGUCGUCGACGGUGGAGGUAAAGGCUACAGGCUUAAAGGGACCGAGAUCCCGGACCAGAACCAGUGGUUCUCUACGAAGCUCACCGACAACGACGUCCCAGCGCGUGUAGCGUCGCGCUAUGUUGACACACCUUCACCGUCAUACUCCAAACCCAAUCGGCGACUGCGUCCCAAAGCUAGCUUGUUGGACGUUAUGUCACCCCAUAAAGCUGCAGCUUCCUUCAAGAAGAGCAUGCAAGUGAUAAAGGAUACCUACAAGCGGACCAAGCAGAACAACAGCCGGUCACCAACGCCCAGGUCUCCGCCCGGGGUCAGCUUUGCACCCCUUCCCAAAAGCGCCGAGUACUCCGAGGUGGCUGGUAGCUACUAUGACGACGGCAUCGACGAUAGCGAGUACCGGGAUGAUGAUCAUGCCCCUUCUGAAGAUGAUGAACUGGAGGAAGUUCACGAAGUGGGGACACCGAUUACGCCACUGCCACUGAGGAGAAGUGGGAGACUAGGUGGCAAGUAG